AUAACCAGGUAUUUGAAGAGAAACUUAUCAAAAUGGACAUUUUGGUAAGAUUCGUCUGUCUCUUCUGCAUCUGCCAAAUAAAUUUCUGUAUGGCUGAGGAAUGCGCAUGCGCAACAGGAAAUGUUCACAUCAGAUCCGGUGCUGGCGUAAGCCACGCUAUUCUCGGAACUCUUACUACAGAUUCUUGCCUUGGGUUCAAAGGUCAUCUUACUACUGUCAGCGGUACACACUGGGCUAAUGUUGAUUAUCACGGCCAGGAUGGAUGGAUAUCAGCCACAUAUUUGACGUUCAAAACCUGUUCAUUGUCACCCGCGCAUACUCCAAUUUCCGGAACUUCCGGUUGUCCUGCGAUUGUCAGCCGAAGUGAGUGGCAUGCCCGUCCACCUAAGCAUCCGAUUGGUCCACUUCCAGCGGUGCCAGGACAUGUUUAUAUCCACCAUGGCGCCACGCAUGGAUGCCACACGAAGGCGGAGUGUAUACGUCUAGUGCAGUCGUACCAAAAUUACCACAUGGAUACACAUGGUUGGCCGGAUAUAGGAUACAGUUUUAUUGUGGGGGAGGACGGAAACAUUUACGAGGGACGAGGUUGGAAUGAGAUUGGAGCACACACGUACGGCCAUAAUUAUGACGGCCUAGGAUUCUGUGUGAUGGGAGAUUUUACUUCACACGUACCGAAUGACCUGGCCCUAAACGCUCUCAAGAGCCUGAUAGCUUGCGGAGUAAAUUCGGGAAGAAUCACCCAGGAUUAUAUUCUUAAGGGUCACCGAGAUGUGGGACAGACCAGCUGUCCGGGGGAUAAAUUUUAUGCCCUGAUUCAACACUGGCCGCAUUACCACCAUUAACACAAGGCAUGAACAGUGAGAAUCUGUUUAUUCCGACACCUAUGCAAUUCGACACACUGUGAAUUCCGACAUUAAAUUUCUUUCCCACUUCGCUAUUUUACCGUUAUUUUAACACUGUGCAAUAUUCAACAAUCUGUCUAUUUCGACACAA
Molecule: messenger RNA, 993 nt
Organism: Saccostrea cuccullata (small rock oyster)
Lineage: Eukaryota; Metazoa; Mollusca; Bivalvia; Ostreida; Ostreidae
Product: peptidoglycan recognition protein 1-like
Exons: 5
Coding region: 33-842 (269 amino acids)
Biological process (GO): peptidoglycan catabolic process
Molecular function (GO): zinc ion binding; N-acetylmuramoyl-L-alanine amidase activity
Source: RefSeq, a predicted model, not a curated record